UUCUCCGUAACACGGAGCGUGCUUCUGCGAGAACUUUACUUACGGUAGAGGUUAUAUUUAAAGUACGAUGGCAGAGGCGACAUUAACAGAGGAAGAGCUAACGCAGAAGCACAAGAAGGAACGCAAGGAAUUGCAAGCGCAAAUACAGACCUUGAAGAAAUCCAUUUGUAAAGGUGACAAAAAGAAAAAGAAGGAAAUUACGGAAGAGAUAGGACGUCUAGAGGAGCGCUUGGAGAAACAUCAAACGGAGGAGUUGAAUACGUGGAGACUAGCUCACGUUACACUGAACGACAAAGAGACGGAGAAGCCCGAAGAAGCAAGCAAAGAAAUUAGUAAAGACAAUUGUUCGGAGCAAUUGGCACAUAGGGUUUCCAAAGCGCAAAAAAGACGAGAGAAGAAAGCAAUCGCGGAGAAGGAACGCAAUCAGAGGAUCAUUGAGCAGGAAGCUCUUAAUGCCUUUGGCAAAAGAAAUAUUGAGAUAGAAGCUAUAAAGAAGAUACUUUCUGAGCGCGAGUUAAUGAUUUAUGAAAUUCCUAGCGACGGUCAUUGUUUAUAUAAUGCUGUGGCACAUCAACUUAAGAUAAAUGGAGAGACGCCUCUUAGCCUGCAUGAUCUCAGAAUAAAGACUGCUGACUAUUUGAGAGAAAACAUGAACGAUUUUUUGCCAUUUCUUUCCAAUCCUGAUUCUGAUGAACUGUUAACACCUGAAGAGUAUGAAAAGUACUGCAACAAUGUAGCAGAAACAAGUGCUUGGGGUGGUGCUGUUGAGCUACAGGUAAUAUCACGUAUAUUGAAAUGUCCAAUCGAGGUCAUACAAGCUACAGGGGCUCCCUAUAUUAUUGGAGAUGAGUACAGUAAUGGCAAGAAGGUAAUAUUGACUUAUCAUCGUCAUAUGUAUGAAUUAGGUGCUCAUUACAAUUCUGUUACGAAAUACGUUCAGGAUGAGGAGAGCUGAUAAAGGUUUGCUUUAGAUUCUUUAUUUUUGUUUUGUUACAACAGUCUUAAAAUUUUAUUAUUAAUUGCUGAAUUAAUCUUAAUGAAUUAAACAUGUUUCAAUUUACGAACAUGUU
This is a messenger RNA of Atta colombica, 1070 nucleotides long. RefSeq names its product OTU domain-containing protein 6B. The transcript is spliced from 4 exons. Gene Ontology annotation, molecular function: cysteine-type deubiquitinase activity. The coding region runs from base 68 to 955 and encodes 295 amino acids. NCBI's taxonomy places the organism in Eukaryota, Metazoa, Arthropoda, Insecta, Hymenoptera, Formicidae. Gene Ontology annotation, biological process: protein deubiquitination. The record is from RefSeq and is a predicted model, not a curated record.